AUGGUAGCACUUGUAGAUUUGUUGCCAAAAGAAUAUGGCUUUGUAGCUAUUGUUCUUGUUAUCUAUUGCUUCCUCAAUUUCUACAUGGCCUUUCAUGUGGGCAAAGCUCGCAGGAAGUACAAAGUGUUUUAUCCAACACUCUAUGCUUCUGAAUCAGAAAACAAAGAUGCCAAGCUCUUCAAUUGUGUUCAGAGAGGGCACCAAAACUCUCUUGAAACAAUGCCCAUUUUCUUCACACUGAUGAUUUUGGGAGGGCUGAAGCAUCCAUCCAUUUGUGCUGCCCUUGGAGUCCUUUAUACUGUUGCUAGAUUUUUCUAUUUCAAAGGCUAUUCCUCCGGCGAACCCAAGAACCGUCUUAAACUCGGGGGAUUGUUUAUGCCGGCAAUAUUGGGGCUUAUGUUGUGCACACUUUCAUUUGGAUGGAGUCUUCUCAAUCAGCCUGCUGCUAGCCACUGA
Molecule: messenger RNA, 456 nt
Organism: Lathyrus sativus (Indian pea)
Lineage: Eukaryota; Viridiplantae; Streptophyta; Magnoliopsida; Fabales; Fabaceae
Source: the annotation of a GenBank genome assembly